Hibiscus syriacus is the source of this 1411-nucleotide messenger RNA. RefSeq names its product protein WALLS ARE THIN 1-like. Gene Ontology annotation, cellular component: plasma membrane. Gene Ontology annotation, molecular function: transmembrane transporter activity. NCBI's taxonomy places the organism in Eukaryota, Viridiplantae, Streptophyta, Magnoliopsida, Malvales, Malvaceae. The record is from RefSeq and is a predicted model, not a curated record. The transcript has 6 exons. The coding region runs from base 76 to 1233 and encodes 385 amino acids.
UUUCAUUUCCCUAGCUCCCCAUCCUCCUCUUCAUUAAUUCCUUUCAUCUCUCGUAAAAAUUUCGAGCUUGCUUCAAUGGCUGAUGCAGGUGGUUCAGCCUCCGCUAUGAGGAUGUGGUGCUCAGUUCCUGAAAGGCUCCAGCUGCAUAUGGCCAUGUUGGCCUUGCAGUUUGGUUAUGCAGGUUUCCAUGUGGUUUCUCGAGCUGCCCUUAACAUGGGCGUCAGCAAACUCGUCUUCCCAGUUUAUAGGAACAUCAUUGCUUUCCUUCUACUCGUUCCGUUUGCAUAUUUUCUUGAAAAGAAGGACCGACCAGGCAUUACUCUAAAUUUUCUUGUACAGUUCUUCCUCCUCGCUCUUGUUGGAAUAACAGCAAAUCAAGGUUUCUAUUUGCUUGGCUUAGAUAACACAUCACCAACCUUUGCAUCUGCAAUUCAAAACUCUGUUCCAGCCAUUACCUUUCUAAUGGCUACCAUAUUUGGAAUAGAGAAAGUGAGGCUAAAUCGAAGAGAUGGGAUAUCGAAGGUUAUAGGAACGGUUUUUUGUGUGGCUGGAGCAUCAGUGAUAACUCUAUACCAAGGUCCAACCAUAUACAGCCCAACUCCACCGCUAAAUAGACCCACACCGUUGUUUGUUUCGUUGGGAGAUGCAAAGGGAAAGAACCGGACACUUGGUUGUUUGUAUCUGAUUGGCCAUUGCUUGUCCUGGUCCGGCUGGCUGGUGUUGCAAGCACCGGUGCUGAAGAAGUACCCAGCUAGACUCUCCGUCACCUCCUAUACAUGUUUCUUUGGCCUUAUUCAGUUCCUCAUCAUUGCGGCAGUCUUCGAGCGCGACGCUCAAGCUUGGAUUUUCCGUUCCGGCGGCGAAGUCUUCACUAUUCUCUAUGCGGGAGUAGUGGCAUCGGGGAUUGCAUUCGCUGUACAGAUAUGGUGCAUCGACAGAGGUGGCCCUGUCUUCGUUGCUGUUUAUCAACCUGUUCAGACUCUUGUUGUCGCUAUUAUGGCUUCCAUUGCUUUAGGGGAAGAGUUCUAUUUGGGAGGUAUCAUCGGGGCAGUGUUGAUCAUAACGGGAUUGUACCUAGUUUUGUAUGGUAAAAGCGAAGAAAGAAAAUUCGCAGCUCAAGAAAAGGCUGCAAUCCAGUCAACUCAGGGGCAUGGCAACAGCAGAGCACCCAGCCAUAUCAAGACGACAUCCCUCACUCAGCCACUUUUGCCUCCUUCAACGGAAAACGUUUGACUUCAAAAAAAUACCCUAAACCAAAAACUGUGUGUGUAUGAUUGUUUUUUCUUUCACUUUUCCUCUUUUUUAUAUUAGUCAUCAAUGGAUUUCUGUGAGUAGCAGAAAGAGGUUGAAAAAGAAGCGUUUUUGAAAGGCCACGACAAAGACGAUGAUGAUCACUGUCACAGCUAUGUAA